This is a messenger RNA of Carassius gibelio (silver crucian carp), 484 nucleotides long. Its product is annotated as ladderlectin-like. NCBI's taxonomy places the organism in Eukaryota, Metazoa, Chordata, Actinopteri, Cypriniformes, Cyprinidae. The transcript is spliced from 4 exons. The coding region runs from base 1 to 318 and encodes 105 amino acids. The record is from RefSeq and is a predicted model, not a curated record.
AUGUAUGGCGUCGUGUGGAGAAACUGUCAAACUUAUGAUGCAAACCUUGCAUCUGUGCAUAAUAAACUGGAAAAUGAUCUCCUACUGAGCCUGGUGCCUUCCACACGUUUUUGGGUUGGCGCUCAGGAUGGUGAACAAGAAGGACAGUGGAUUUGGAGCGAUGGAAGUCCCUUUGACUACACCAGCUGGUGCUCUGGAGAACCUACCAAUGGAGGAAAUAUAGAAAACUGCCUGGAGCUGGCCUGGACCUCUAACCGUUGCUGGAACGACAUAACAUGUUCAGUACAACUUGGCUUUGUUUGUGCUAAAAACCUGUGAGAUCACAUGCAGUCAUCCUGCUCCACUCCACGUGAUUGUGCUACAUACAUUUACAUUUUCUGAACUCAUCCUUUAUAAAACAUGUUAAUCUGAAAUUAAACUUGCCUCUUUUCUCAGUAUCUUUUCUAAAGCACUACUCUAAUCAAUAAAAAAAAUUGACAAAGCA